AUGAAUGAGAAACAAAUUCUCGGCGUUGCUGGUAGCAGUAAUGAUGUACACCUUAUGACAUUAGAAUAUUAUAACGAACAUAAAGAUGAACUGAAAGGAGAGAAGGGUGACACCGGACCUCAAGGACCACAAGGAAUACAAGGAAUACAAGGAAUACAAGGAAUACAAGGACCUCAAGGCGAAAACGGUUUGGAUGGAAAGGAUGGAAAGGAUGGAAAAACUGCUAAAUCAUGGAUAUGGGACCUUAUAAAUACUGGUUUAACAGCUGCUUCAUAUGGAGUUCUUCAAUACCAAAUCGGAAAGAUAUGGGCGGUACUUGGUGAAGAAGUUUUAAAUGACGUUAAAAAUGCUUUGAACUUCAUUUCAAAUGGUUCGGAUACUAUUAAAACUUUAUCUGGUUGGAUGCAAGAAACAAGGAGUCAAAUAGAUACUGUAAGACGUAUAGCAAACAAUGCACGUACGGGAUUGGAUACUUUACGACAAGCACAAAAUACACUAAAGGAAGCAAAUGAUAUUCUUGGCUCAGUAUCAGACAUGCAUGAAGAUUGGCUUAAAGGUAUUGACAAAUCUUUAAAAAAUCACAGUCAGUCUAUUGCUGACUACAAGAAAAGUAUAGAUUUUUUACAUAGUGCUAUGGACGUACAUGAUGGAAGCAUAAGGAACUUACUUAAUGCUAACAAUAACUUACCAGGAACUAUUAAAGCAUUUAUAAAGUCCUUUGUAAAACCCGGUGCUCUAACAUUUAGGUCUUUGAGAGCAAGAGCAUUGAA
Messenger RNA from Trichomonas vaginalis G3, 770 nucleotides. Its product is annotated as organellar and viral DNA polymerase type B. The record is from RefSeq and is a predicted model, not a curated record. The transcript has a single exon. Lineage: Eukaryota; Parabasalia; Trichomonadida; Trichomonadidae. The annotation marks the transcript as partial.